Messenger RNA from Lymnaea stagnalis (great pond snail), 526 nucleotides. The record is from the annotation of a GenBank genome assembly. Lineage: Eukaryota; Metazoa; Mollusca; Gastropoda; Lymnaeidae.
CCGUAAAACACGAACCCUCUAGGAAAUCCUACGACAUCUCAUCGCUCAUCAAUCCGGACGACAGCGGCAAAAGCUCUCCUCACGAGAGGCGCUGUGACAUCACGUCGGCCGGCCGACCACCCCUGUAUACCUACAAAAAGGCGGAAAUCGAAAAAGCCGCGCAUUUGCAGUUCCAGCGCGAGAAGACGCUUCUGUCCAACUCGCAGAUGGGCUACCACCACAGGAGCAUGCCCAUGCCGUCAUCGCUACACCAGCAUCACCAUUUUCACCACCACUACUAUCGGCACCAGCUGAUGCUGGCCGCCGACUCCAUGAAUCGGAAAUCCUUCUCAGAGCGGUUGUCUCCUCCACCCCCGCCCCUCGCUCUGUCCUUAUCGACCACGUCCAGCCUCUCAAGGCUUUUGCCCUCGACCUCAGCUGACCAUCGCGGGGAGGAAUCAGAUAGGCACUACGGGACCCGCGGGGGGUCCCAGACAAAUCAUCCGACCCUCGUACAACAGUAUGCUAAAAGCCGACACGGCCUGAC